Molecule: messenger RNA, 2163 nt
Organism: Cyanidioschyzon merolae strain 10D
Lineage: Eukaryota; Rhodophyta; Bangiophyceae; Cyanidiales; Cyanidiaceae
Product: transcription factor E2F
Exons: 1
Coding region: 1-2163 (720 amino acids)
Biological process (GO): regulation of transcription by RNA polymerase II
Cellular component (GO): RNA polymerase II transcription regulator complex
Molecular function (GO): DNA-binding transcription factor activity, RNA polymerase II-specific; RNA polymerase II cis-regulatory region sequence-specific DNA binding
Source: RefSeq, a predicted model, not a curated record
AUGUUCCCGUAUCGGGCGUCACCGAUGAGGGGCUACGGUGAGCCGGGCACCUCGCGAUCAAGCUCGCAGCCGCUGGUGUCGGGUGAUGCAUACUCUCGCAAGGACAAGUCCCUCGGCUUGCUUUGUGAGAAUUUUCUUUCUCUUUACGGCGUUCUAGAACAAGCACGGGGAAACAGUUCAUGUGAAAUUUGCCUGGACGAAGCGGCGACGCGCCUCGGUGUUGAGCGCAGACGAAUAUAUGACAUUGUGAAUGUGCUCGAAAGCGUCGGAAUGGUGACACGAAAGGCCAAAAACAAGUAUAUUUGGCUAGGCCAAAGUCGUUUGAAAGAGAGCAUCCAGCGCCUCAGACAAGAGGCAGAAUCCGCUGGAGGUGUUGCCGGCCUUGGAGACUCGAGUCAGCUCAAUGGGGAUGAUGACGAGUUGGCCAACGAUCCGGUCAGCGGGCCCUUGUCGACCACAGCAAAAGCCAGCGAAGUCGAACGCUACGCAACCUGCCCAGAGAGCCUGCUUGCAUCCAAUGCAUUAUCCAAACCAUCCGUCGCGUCGACGAAGAAUCAUCGCAUGUCGCGGAAGGAGAAAUCACUUGGCGCACUCUCGCAGCGUUUUGUGCAACUGUUCCUGCUAGCAGGUGGCGACACCAUCAGUCUGGAAUACGCAGCGUCGAUCUUGUUAUCCGGGAGUGUCGGCAAUCGCGAAGCGGAGGAAAAUCCCCUAAAUGGGGGCAUGAAAACCAAGGUGCGACGACUCUAUGACAUUGCAAACAUACUUUCCUCGCUCGGGCUGAUUCGGAAGACGCACACGGAGUACCGGAAGCCAGCGUUCGUCUGGUGCGGCGAGGACAACGUGCGACUGGAAGAGCUCCGCACCCCACGCGAGUUGCUACCGAACCCGUAUUCGAACCAAGUAGUGCGCCCGGCCUCUGCCGACAAGUUGCAAGCUGCGGGCCUGACCGAUGCUGCAAUAGCACGAUCGACGCAGCGAUUGCCUUCACUCCAUUCUACCAAUGAAGCGCUACGCUACGCAUCGUGUGCGCUUCCUGGGACAGAUUCUGUGGCGGAUGGCGCCUGGCUGGCGGUGGCCAACGCCGAAGACCCUGCUGCUUACGUGAACACCGUGAUGCCGUCGUUUCAAGAAAUGCGCGUACCCGAUGGACAUGAACUGCGAGAAAUCAGCAGCCCGAAGCGACCACGCACGGCAAAUGCAGCGCUCACAGAAAACAAGGAGGAUCGUGCAGCUUGGCCUGGGCUGGCGGCGGCUCCAGGUGCUCCACGGGGAAUGACGAGCACCGCUUCGCGGUCUGUUCUGAAUCCGCGGCCGCUCUUCCCGCGACCAAGCUCUGUUCCUCCUUCACCGGUCCGUGGACUGGGAAACCGAUCAGUACCGCCGUCCCCGGGCGCACUGCCUGCGGUUCAGGGCAUGCCUCGGACAGACGCUGCGGUACCUGCAGCGUGCGGGUAUCCAUCGAAUAUGCCGAGCCGUGGACCCACGAGCCCUGAGCAUGUCGCCCUCUGGGGAUGGAGUCCGCUGCCUGGGCCUUUCUCUGCGAAAUUGUAUGCUGCUCACGGCAUGUCGCCACAUGCACUAGGAUCUUCGUAUACGCUGACGUCGAACACGCCUGCAAACUACAUUCAUUCGAGCGGGCAGGCCGCAAGUCAAUGGCUUGAGUGGCUCGAUCACGUGCAGCAGCAGCAGCAGCAGCAGCAACUACAACAGCAACAACCACAACAGCAGGUAACGGGUUGGAAAGGAUUCGGUUCGCGGCCCAAUACACCACCAAGUUACAGCUUCCACUUUGAUAUUGACGCUUACAUGAGACGAGCGCAAGCUGCAGGGCCCGAGUACUACGCGCGUGCCCAGGAAUGGUAUCGGGAGAUGCUCGAAUGGAAGCAGCGAUGGUUGCGACCUGCGGGGGCAGCACCAGUCGCAGCUACCGCCGCAUCCCCGAUACCGAGCUCGCUCGAAACCGCUGGAAUGCAGAACGGACAACAUGCCGCAGCCGGUAGCGACCAACAGCGGCACCCGCGACUCAAUGGAUCCGCAACCAGAGCGAUGGAUGCGAGUCGAUCCACACAUGAUGUACAAGACGCGUCUCCGGUGGAGAGUCCAGCGACCGCGUCCACUAUGGCUGCGAUGGAGGCCACGCUAGCGCCCCCGACGAACUAG